Messenger RNA from Cryptotermes secundus, 2581 nucleotides. RefSeq names its product transmembrane protein 120 homolog. The transcript is spliced from 8 exons. Gene Ontology annotation, cellular component: membrane. The record is from RefSeq and is a predicted model, not a curated record. Lineage: Eukaryota; Metazoa; Arthropoda; Insecta; Blattodea; Kalotermitidae. Bases 279 to 1466 code for a protein of 395 amino acids.
UCAUAGUCUACCCUUGUUGCUUAGUAAUCUGUGCUGACAUCCUGCAUAUGUAACAGCUGUUCCGCAAUAUUACUGCCGCGAUCGCCGUGAUUGCCAGUCACUCCGUGGCUGCCAGUUAGAACAUCGGUGUAGGUCCCUAUCGAGAUCCGUGGUUCAUAUAGUUUGCCUCGUUCGCAUUGUCGGAGUAGUCCUGUAUGGGGCAUAUUGCUCCUCACUUAUGUGUGUAUGUUCCUGCAGACCCGUAGGAUUGAACAAAUGAACUAAUUUUGUAUUGUAGUAUGGAGUUCAGUGAUGUGGAGUCUUGUGUUCAAGAUUUCUCAGAUCUUGGUGCGGAGUAUAAGGUUUUAGAAGAAUUAAACCGAGAAUAUAUUAACAAAUUGGAAGAAGUGGGCGAUCUCCAGGCGAAAUGUAUGAAAGGAAUUAAUCAUCAGAGAUAUCGUCUUGGAAUUGUUAAUCGCUCCAUUAAAACGUUGUCCAGAAAUAUCAGCACAAAUGAUGCAAAACAGGAUGCUAUCCGUGGGCUCGAAAAAGACUUAUUGCGACGGAUGGCUCAGUUACAUGAAAUGGAACAGUCUUUACCCAAACAAAAUGGACUGUACUUGAAGAUAAUUCUUGGAAAUGUUAAUGUAUCCAUUCUUAACAAGAAUGACAAGUUCCGCUACAAGGAUGAGUAUGAAAAGUUCAAGCUAAUUCUUAGCAUGAUUGGUUUUAUACUUUCUGUUGUGAAUCUUUUCACCAACUUCCGUGCACUCGAGUUGAGCUUCAUGUUUUUGUUGGUAUGGUACUACUGCACGUUGACAAUACGUGAAAGCAUCCUGAAGGUGAAUGGGUCACGUAUCAAAGGAUGGUGGCGUUUGCACCAUUUCAUCUCUACAGUUGUAUCAGGAGUUCUCCUUAUCUGGCCAAACACACGGGCAUGGUAUGAGUUCCGUGAACAGUUCAUGUGGUUCAAUGUCUAUAUCAGUGUGGUCCAGUACUUGCAGUUCCGUUAUCAGCAGGGUGUUCUCUACCGUCUAAAAGCUCUGGGUGAAAGGCAUAACAUGGAUAUCACUAUUGAAGGUUUUCACUCAUGGAUGUGGCGUGGUCUUAGCUUCCUUCUUCCAUUCCUUUAUGUAGGCUACAUUUACCAGCUUUACAAUGCCUAUACUUUAUACAAGCUGAUCUUCCAUCCUGAAGCCACCUGGCAGGUACCAGUGCUGUCUGCAUUGUUCUUUGUGCUGUUCCUUGGAAACACAGUGACGACAUCAAUGGUAAUACCUCAGAAACUUCAGGAACAAGUCAAACUUAAAUAUCAGUUGGUGGGACUUGAACGACUUUCUUGGGGUGGCAGUAAACAUCAUGCCUCCUCUCAGAAUCAAUCCAGUCCUACACAGAUGGAUGCACAUAGUGCCAGUCAUAACCAUGUUAAAUAUUUGCCAGAAGCUGGGUCUGUCAAAACCUCAUCUGAAGUGAAGAAGGAGCAGUAGCCAGUGCUCAUAACAGGUCUGUCAUUCUGUCUGCAGUGUUUAAAAAAGCAACUAAUUAAAUAACAGACUUUGGAUACAAUUGGCAUUGAUUUACUAACAGUGAUUUUGUUAGUACUAUGUGCAUGAUAAGAAUUCAAGCUAUAAAUUUAAUCCAUUUGACUUUUUCUACACUCUAGCAUACUUUAGGACUGUCAUGUUUAAUUACUCUGAAUAUGAGUAGCUGGAAAUAGUGCAUGUCACAUUUUCAUUUUCUGAUCAGUAGUGGUGUCCAUUCAUGUCACCUGUCAGUACUGUGGUCAGUGUUACACCAGCAAUGUAGUGAGCAAAUAACCAAACCAUGCUUCUGAGAAUUCUCUGGAUAUUAUGUUAUGUGAUUUAAUUCUCUUGUUUAUGACUGACUGAUAUUGAACAUAUAAUUUCCCUUAUGGAUGAAACAUGUAGUCCUUAUAUUUGCCAAUACCAGUUAUCAUUUCUCUAACUAAGACUAGGUUAUUGGAUAAGAAACAGUAGCCAUUACUCAGCAGAUCAGAAUUGCAGAGUGUACAGUAUAACGUUAUUAUUGUUAACAAGUGGGAACAACAUUUAUACUUGUAAUCAAUGUGUGUUUUUAUCUUUUUGUGCAUAUUGGGGCAAUUAAUGAACAUACAUGUAAUGUAACCUCUCGCACUCUUUGGGGAGAGAGCAAAAGUGUAAAUUUUUGUAUGCAGGAUGCAUAAGAUUGUUGUACACUUAAUGGGUUAUGACACCCGAUCAAGAGACUAUAAUUUUCUGCAGACACAUAAUUUUUGGGAUUGUUUGGGUUCUGAAUAGAGAACAGGAAUGAUAUUUAUUAGUAUAGUUCAUGAUUAUAUUUGUUUUCCAUUCUGUUUGUAUGUAAUGUCUAUAUGUGUAUAUAAAAUAUGUACUAGAAGUUGUAAGUUGAUUGUGAUGCCCAUAUGUAUAACAGUUAAGCACUUAAAUGAAGCACAAUGUUUUGCUCAAUGUUGUUUAAAGGCAACUGGUUUUUGGAAACCAUUGUCAGUGAAUUGUAAUAAAUCUGUGUCUAUAUGAUACAUUUUGUUUGCUAUUUUUGCUUUAAUUUCCAAAAAUAAAAGCAGCCUUCUGUAUUGUGUUAA